CAGCACACACACCUGCUGCAAAUGAAUUCUUCUGAAGGCACGCAGUAAGGGACUGGAGCAGAACCAGACAGUGACUGUGCUGCAGGCUCAGGAGUACCAUGCUGCCCCGCUGUGCACUCAGUGUGUGUCAUGUGUUUGUGUUGGUGCUGUGUCUGUCUUCGGCUGAGGACUUCGACUGGACAAAGAACAGCCACAGCUCCUUCUAUUAUGGCACUUUUCCAGCUGGAUUUUCGUGGGGUGCCGGCAGUUCAGCCUAUCAAACAGAAGGAGCCUGGGACAAAGAUGGAAAAGGACUGAGCAUCUGGGACGUGUUCAGUCAUAAGAAAGGCAAAAUCCAACAAAAUGACACCGGGGAUUCCUCCUGUGAGGGCUACCACAAAGUCAAGGAUGAUGUUUCUCUGAUGAAGGAGCUGAAGCUGAACCACUAUCGCUUCUCCAUUUCCUGGCCUAGACUCAUCCCCACUGGCAUAAAGUCUGACCAUAUAAAUGAAAAAGGAAUACAGUACUAUGAUGAGCUGAUUAACCAUCUGCUGGAGAGCAAGAUCACUCCGAUUGUUACCCUGUAUCACUGGGAUCUUCCACAGGUCUUACAAGAGAAAUAUGGUGGAUGGCAGAAUAUAAGCAUGGUCAAUCAUUUCAAUGAAUUUGCAAGCCUAUGCUUUGAAAAAUUUGGCAACCGAGUGAAGUACUGGAACACUUUCAACAAUCCAUGGUCUGUAGCAGUUGAAGGCUAUGAGACUGGUGAGCAUGCUCCUGGAGUGAGGCUGAGAGGAACAGGGGCAUACAGAGCUGCCCAUCACAUAAUCAAGGCACAUGCAAAAGUGUGGCACACUUAUGAUACACAAUGGAGGGGCAAACAAAAAGGUCUGGUUGGCAUCUCUCUGUCUGGGGAUUGGGGGGAGCCGGUGGAUAUCAGCAACCAGAAAGAUAUUGAAGCAGCUGAGAGAUACGUCCAGUUCUACCUGGGAUGGUUUGCCACACCCAUCUUUCAUGGAGACUACCCUCAAGUGAUGAAAGACUUCAUCGGGAGGAAGAGUAACCAACAAGGCCUCGGGACGUCCCGCCUGCCCACAUUUUCCCCCCAAGAGAAGAGCUACAUCAAGGGGACCUGUGACUUCCUCGGCCUCGGUCAUUUCACCACCCGCUACAUCACCCAAAAGAACAACCCAUCAGUUCGUAGUAGCAGCAGCUACUUCACUGACCGUGACCUGGCUGAGCUGGUUGACCCGCGCUGGCCUGACCCCGGGUCUGAGUGGCUCUACUCUGUGCCUUGGGGUUUCAGACGCCUGCUCAAUUUUGUCAAGUCUCAGUACGGAAACCCAAUGAUUUAUGUGACGGAGAAUGGAGUCUCUGAGAAGAUGUUAUGCACAGAGCUGUGUGACGACUGGAGGAUACAGUAUUAUAAAGACUACAUCAAUGAGAUGCUGAAAGCUAUCAAAGAUGGAGUCAAUGUGAAGGGCUACACCGCAUGGUCCCUGCUGGACAAGUUUGAGUGGGAUGAAGGGUACUCCGAGAGGUUUGGCUUGUACUAUGUGGACUUCAGGAACAAAAACAAGCCCCGCUAUCCCAAAGCUUCGGUCCAGUUUUACAAACGCGUCAUCAGCUCCAAUGGAUUUCCCAAUCAGAGAGAGGUGGAGAACUGGAGGAGGAAGGCGGUUGAGACCUGUUCCUCGAGCAACCAGCUCCUAGCUGCAGACCCUUUGACCAGCCACAUGGAGAUGGUAACUGAAAUUGUUGUUCCCACUGUUUGCACACUCUCUAUUUUGCUCAGUGCUGUCUUCCUUAUGUUCCUGCUGCGGAGGCGGAACUAG
Messenger RNA from Cyclopterus lumpus (lumpfish), 1811 nucleotides. RefSeq names its product lactase-like b (gene lctlb). Gene Ontology annotation, biological process: carbohydrate metabolic process. The coding region runs from base 99 to 1811 and encodes 570 amino acids. The record is from RefSeq and is a predicted model, not a curated record. NCBI's taxonomy places the organism in Eukaryota, Metazoa, Chordata, Actinopteri, Perciformes, Cyclopteridae. Gene Ontology annotation, molecular function: beta-glucosidase activity. The transcript is spliced from 14 exons.